AAUAUUGUUUUAUUUCCGUUUCCUUGAGCUGUCAAUUCGGACGCCAUAUUUGAUAAGUUCCUAAUGAGAAACGCCGAAGCGUUACCCAAGAAAUAAAGGAAAUUAACGUAAAUUAUAUCCUAAUUUAUUCAAUAAAUAAGUUAAAAUGUCAGGCGGAAGCAGCAGCAACAGAAAUGAAUGCAGAAUAUACGUUGGCAACCUUCCCCCCGACAUAAGGACAAAGGACAUUCAAGAUCUAUUUUACAAAUUCGGCAAAGUUACGUUCGUUGAUCUGAAAAACAGAAAAGGACCACCAUUUGCAUUCGUCGAAUUUGAGGACCCGAGAGAUGCAGAUGAUGCUGUCCGCGCUCGCGACGGCUACGACUACGACGGCUACAGGCUGCGCGUGGAGUUCCCGCGCGGCGGCGGCGGCGGCGGAGGCCGAGGCGGGCGCGGCGGCCCCGAGCGCUUCGGCGCCCGCACCGCCACGCGCGGCCCGCCGGCCCGGCGCUCCGAGUACCGCGUGCUCGUCACCGGCCUGCCGCCCUCCGGCUCCUGGCAGGACCUCAAGGACCACAUGCGCGAGGCGGGCGAUGUCUGCUUCGCCGACACCUUCAAAGAUGGCACCGGUGUUGUCGAGUUCUUGCGUCACGAAGACAUGAAGUAUGCUGUCAAGAAACUUGAUGAUUCAAGGUUCAGAAGUCAUGAGGGCGAGGUGUCGUACAUUCGCGUGAAGGAAGACUACGGUGGCGGCGGUGGAGGCGCUGACCGCUACAGCGGAGAUCGCGACAGGUCCCGCUCGUACUCGCCGCGGCGGCGCGGCUCGCCGACGUACUCGCCCGUGCGCCGCUCCUACUCGCGCUCGCGCAGCCGCUCGCGCAGCCACAACUACUGAGCACAGGUCGGUACCCCACUGCCCUGACCGACAUUUACAAGCCUAGCCGAGAUUCAUACAUUGCACUAUGGUACAUGUCACCAUAGAUUAAAAAAAAUAUUGACGUCUUGGACUAAAAAGGUUUUAAAGAACAUGUCCAGACGAUUCAUGAGAUCUAGACUGAAUAAAUGUCGUCAAAUUACAAAGUAAAUGAUAAUUGUGCAUUCCAUGCAUUUGCAAUGACUUGUGAUCUCUUCACUUUGUUUGAGAAUUAUUAAUAGCGCAUCACUUACUGCUCAGUGUCAAUUACAAUGUCAAUUUCAUUAGCAUACUUAUAAAUGUUGUAGGGCUUAGCAUAGGUGAAAUGUUUUAUAUUAUUCAAUGAAAUUCUAAGGAUUAUUUUAUCUUAUUAUCAAAUGUCUUUGUAAUAUAAUGAAUGACUAAAAUCCGUAUCUAUAUUUAUACUGUCUUGGAAAUAUUUUUACAUAAGCGACAGCAAUAUUUACAGUAAAGGAAGGAUACACUGGAUAUAGCAGUUGACAGCUUAUUGAGAAUAACACUGGACUACUCAGGACUUUUUCCAAAUAAUUGAAAAUAUCUCCGGACUUUAUAAGGAUAUGGAUUUCAUAUGGAUUUAUCAGGUUUGCGGGAAUACAGACAUACUUUGGCAAAUUAUAAUUGACAUAGCUUUACUAAAGUUAUUCUUUCCUUUUUAAAUCUUUUUAUUUUGCAUUCCAAAAGUAUCAUUAUGUUUUUAUGAGUUUGUGCUUCAAUUAAUUUCGUAAAAUGCGUGUUCAGUAUUUAUUUUCAUAAAUUGGAAGAUAAUCUAAAUUAUCAUAAGAGAGAUAUUUAUAAUUAUUACUUUUAAAAAAAUAUUUUAAUCUCCUAUUUAUCAACAAUUGUAAAAGUACAGGAUAAUAACAAAACAUGUACUGCAUAAUCGACUUAAUCUUGUUGUAUUUUAAUUGAACUGUCUCGAUGUCCGAAUGUGGAGGACGGAGUACGUAAACUGGAAGCUCCCUAUUGCUAGUACCGGCGACCACAGACUACUAAGCACAUGGAGUGCAAAGACUAAGCUCAUUUGUUCAAGUUUUACUAGAAAUGAUUCCUAAAUGUAGUGGAGUUGGUCUUGGUCUCCAUCAGCAGAGUUCCCUGUGUUCGCUCGCUAUACCGUAUGACAACUGAAGGUGUAUAUUUCGACAGCUGCCGGAGCGGCGGGCGGCGGCGCGGCGGCGGACGGCACACACGCUAGACAUAAGACACGUUACUGUAGCGGCCCCGCGCCGCCCGCGGCCGAGACUGGCCGACUGGCGGUCGAGACUCGGCCGCGGCCGGCGGCCGACGCGGGCGCGGCAGUAGCUCGGCCGCGUCCGCUCGCGUUGUAUUCCCGACUGUUUAUAAUUAAAAGCAUUUUCUUUUGUUUCAUCCACUGUGGAUUGGGCUCGUUGGAUGUGCUUGGCUGGAGGUGUGAGUCAGGAUAGAGCCUCGCGUGUAGGAUCGGACCGCACCGGCGGAUCUCUGGCGGACAUUUGACUAUUUGUCGCGUGGAUGUAAAGUUCCCUUUGGGAUGUUGGAUUUGGUAUCGGACGGUUGCGGCGCCACCUCCGCGCUGGAUCAGGAUCAGGACCUUUGGGUAUGAAUAUUCAAAUUAAUUGCAAAAUAACUUAUGUUGAGUGCACGCUCGGUACAGAGUAUUAAUGUUUGUUUGGAUAUCCUUAACUCACACUUUAUUUGCUUCUCGAUGUCUGCCGUUUAUUUCCUAGACGUAGGACGUCGGUCAGAGACGAUAUGACAGAAAUUUUCUAUUAGCUUUGCUCAUUAGUGUGUUAGACCUAACAAUUCAGUGUCAUAUAUAAAUAAUUAGCAUGCUUUAUGAGCUUUCAUACAACCUACCUGCGUGACAGCGAUACGAGGCGUAUGUCUGGAUGUCUGGCCGAGAAUGGAUGUUGUUUUAAAAAUUGACGUAUUAUGUAAGUAAUAGAAAUUGUAAUUAUGUGAUGUUAGGGACUCGAGAUAAAUCACAAAUGUAUAGUAUGUAACGUGCGCGUCGCCGACGCUCGAUAUCAUAGCUGUAAUGUGUGGACAUACAUGAUGUAAUUUAGGUACUGGAUCUGCAUUCCAAAGACCAACACAGUUUGAUGGACUUAAUAAAUUCCUUACAAAAGA
Messenger RNA from Helicoverpa zea (corn earworm), 3019 nucleotides. It is a transcript of the gene SF2, whose product is annotated as serine/arginine-rich splicing factor 1A. The coding region runs from base 146 to 874 and encodes 242 amino acids. Gene Ontology annotation, molecular function: mRNA binding. The transcript has 4 exons. The record is from RefSeq and is a predicted model, not a curated record. Gene Ontology annotation, cellular component: cytoplasm; nucleus; ribonucleoprotein complex. NCBI's taxonomy places the organism in Eukaryota, Metazoa, Arthropoda, Insecta, Lepidoptera, Noctuidae.